Messenger RNA from Ipomoea nil (Japanese morning glory), 1492 nucleotides. Its product is annotated as cyclin-P3-1-like. The record is from RefSeq and is a predicted model, not a curated record. Gene Ontology annotation, biological process: regulation of cyclin-dependent protein serine/threonine kinase activity. Lineage: Eukaryota; Viridiplantae; Streptophyta; Magnoliopsida; Solanales; Convolvulaceae. The transcript has 3 exons. Bases 499 to 1143 code for a protein of 214 amino acids. Gene Ontology annotation, molecular function: protein kinase binding.
GGGGGAGGGGUCACCGACAGCUUCCCUUCCGUAGUCUCGGCGCAGUGGAUUUAGGGCACCGCAUUUCGUCUAUACGCACAGGCACAGCUGUAUAUACGCCAUAAAUUAUAUACUCAAUACCCAGAAUAUACAAUACAGGGAAAAGAAAAAAAAAAAGGCGUUUGCUUUCCAUGUGAAGCAACCUGAAAAAGACAAUCGAUUUGGAGGUGAAAGGUAGAUAAAGUAAGAGAGAGAGAGAAAGAGCCCUACAACCACUUAUUAAGAUUAUUAUAGAUACACUGCUCUGUACUUAACAUUGAAGAAGAAUACUAUCUUUACCUAAAGUUCAAGAAUUGUGGAGGAGAGAGAGAGAGAGAGAGAGAGAGAGAGAGAGGGAAUGAGAAUACCUGCCUGACAUGGGUACCAUUCUCUCUCUUCCUCUGCAAUUAUUGACGCUUAUGUAGAAGAUUUGUACGCCCAGAUCUCUCAAGGAACUCUCCUUUUCAUCCGUCACUUGGAAUGGGAACAUUAGCGUCUGAAACAGAUUCUUUAAAUUACUUGAGACUGGGGCUCAAGGGAUCUGGCAAGGGAAACUUGGGGAAACCCCGAGUUCUUUCCAUUCUCUCGAUGCUUCUUGAGAGUUCUGUCCAGGAAAACGAAAAGUUUCUGGAAACGUCACAAGUAAAAGAUGUCGUUACAAUAUUUCACGGCUCAAGAGCCCCGUCUCUGAGCAUUCAACAAUACGUUGAUCGCAUCUUCAAAUAUGCCUCCUGUAGCCCCUCCUGCUUUGUGGUCGCACACAUAUAUAUGGAGAAAUUCAUUCAGUGCACCGAUGCCUGUUUGACUUCCUUCAAUGUUCAUCGACUAUUAAUUACAAGCGUGAUGGUGGCAGCAAAAUUUAUUGAUGAUUCAUUUUUCAACAACGCAUAUUAUGCGAGAGUAGGCGGUGUGAGCACUGCAGAAUUGAACAAGUUAGAGAUGAAGUUCUUAUUUGGAUUGGGCUUCCGGCUUCAUGUGAAUGUGCAGACGUUCGAGAGCUACUGUGGCUCCCUAGAGAAAGAGGGCAACUUAACUCUCCAAAUCGAGCGUUCAAUCCAGGCGUGCGGAAUCAAAGAGAGCUGGUCCACCAACGACGACCCCACCAGUGCCCAAAUCGCCAGAUGAUGGCCAUUCAUUCUUCCCAAAAGGUUGAAUCCCCAACCCCAAGGGCCCCACACCCCGGCCCGACAGAGUAUCUGGGAUGACGGUCAUUCAUGAUCCUGCAGUGAGUAGAGAGCACUCGGGUUGGCAUAUAUCGGAGCAUUAUUUCACGAUUUUUGUAUGUUUUCUGGGUUCCCCUGUGGUGUAUAGGUUGCACUGGAUCAACAUCAGUCCUUUGAUGUUGUUAGGCUUUCAUCCUUUUUUGUUGUGUGUACCCAAUUGUUCCACUUACAGUCAGAUUUCAUAUAUUUCUUUGUACAGAAUGAGUGAGAUGCUCAUUGAAUACAUGAAUAUUUCUACUUUUUUGGUGUCC